GUGGCUGUGACUUUUACGCAUUUUCAUAAAUUAUAGUCUUCCAUUUCGGUUGAAAUACUUUAAACUGUGUUCCAAGUGGGGAUAAAGGAGGUUGGCAACGUGUCAGUUUGGAUUUCAAGUUUGAUAGACUGCCAUGACAACUGACAAGGUUUUAGUUGCAGUUCGUCUUAGGCCUGUUAAUCGCAGGGAGGUUGAGCUGAACACAAAAUGUGUGGCAGACAUGGAGAAAUCCCAGACUGUUCUUUAUCAUCCCCAGGACACGCCCCUAGAUGUGCAUGGUCGGCUGGUGGGCGGAGGUGGUGGCGAGGGAGGUCGGGGCAGAAGGAAGGCCCCAAAAUCAUUUGCCUUCGACCACUGCUUCUGGUCCAUGGACAAAGACAAUCCCAAGUUUGCAAGCCAGCAGGAGGUUUUCCAGAGCCUUGGUGAGCCCGUGUUACAGGGAGCGUUUGAGGGAUACAAUGGCUGUAUAUUCGCAUAUGGACAAACAGGUUCCGGAAAAUCUUAUACAAUGAUGGGUACUAUGGAGGAGAAAGGCAUUAUCCCUCGUCUGUGUGACGCUCUGUUUGAUCAAAUUGCCAAGCGGGAGAACGAGUCGACUGGUUUUAAAAUGGAGGUCUCGUACAUGGAGAUUUACAAUGAAAAGGUCCAUGAUCUGCUGGAUUUAAAGGGGCACAAACAGAAUCUGAAGGUGCGAGAGCACAACAUCCUGGGCCCAUAUGUUGACGGACUUUCCACCCUGGUCGUCAACAACUUCCAGGACAUAAACAAUUUAAUGAAUGAGGGGAACAAAUCUCGGACGGUAGCGGCCACCAAUAUGAACAGCGAGAGUAGUCGAUCACACGCUGUCUUCAACAUCAUUGUCACCCAGACGCUUACAGACCUGAAAACAUCUGUGUCUGGUGAGAAAGUGAGCAAGCUGAGCCUUGUGGAUCUGGCAGGGUCAGAGAGGGCUCAGAAAACAGGGGCCAUAGGGGACAGACUGAGGGAAGGCAGUAAUAUUAACAAGUCGCUAACCACACUGGGUCUUGUAAUCUCGGCCCUGGCUGAGUCGGGAAAGAGCAAGAAUAAGUUUGUGCCGUACCGCGACUCUGUACUCACAUGGCUUCUAAAGGAUAACUUAGGUGGGAACAGUCGGACAGUCAUGGUAGCCACAAUUAGUCCAGCGGCAGACAAUUACGAGGAGACUUUGUCCACUCUGCGGUACGCAGACCGAGCAAAGAGAAUCGUGAACCAUGCUGUCGUGAACGAGGAUCCAAAUGCCAGGAUUAUACGAGAACUGAGAGAAGAGGUGGAUACAUUACAUAAAGAGUUGAAGGAAGCUCAGAGCCUGAAGGCACCGGAUCUGAAGGAGAAGCUUGAAGAGUCAGAGAAACUGCUGAAGGAGAUGAGAAAGACCUGGGAGGAGAAGAUGGCCGAGACCGAACAGAUACAACUGGAGCGUCACCAAGCGCUGGAGGAGAUGGGUGUAUCCGUGGAGACAGAGGGGAUCAAGGUUCAACACAGUCGCUUCUUCCUCGUCAACCUGAAUGCCGACCCCUCCCUUAACGAACUGCUCGUCUACUAUCUCAAGGAGAGGACUGUUGUUGGGUGUCCAAAUGACGAGACAAGGCCCGAUAUCCAGCUGAGGGGACUCGGGAUCCAGCCAACACACUGUAUUGUGGAAAUAGAGGAGAGCGAAGUGUUUGUCACUCCCAUAGAUGGCGCCAGGUCAUGUGUGAAUGGCUCAGUUAUAAGGGAGAGAACCAAGGUUAACUACGGAGACCGAAUCCUCUGGGGCAACAAUCACUUCUUCCGAGUCAACACCCCUGUACAAAACAGGCCACAGACAAACAGCUCCGAUGCAGACCAGACGAUUGACUUCCAGUUUGCUCAGCAUGAGCUGAUGAUGAAAGAGUACAGCAACGAUCCAAUCUCUGAAGCUAUCAGCGCUGUGGAGAAACAGUACGAGGAGGAUAAACAAGUGGCCCUGGAGCAGCAGCGACAGAUGUAUGAGAGACAGAUGCAGCAGCUGCGAUAUCAACUCAUGUCGCCCGGGACCCCCUCCAUGCCCUUCCCUGUGGGGGACAUCAAACUGACACCCACAGGCUCACAGAGUGGCAUACAGAGGAAAUAUCAGCAGUGGGCACAAGAAAGGGACAAGAUGUUCAAACACAGCUUAUCGUUGUUACGUGAGGAGGUGGUGAAGGCUAACGCCCUUGUAAGGGAGGCAAACUUUCUUGCGGAAGAGAUGGGCAAACAGACCGAGUUCCAUGUCACGUUGCAGAUCCCGGCUUCCAACCUCAGCCCAAAUAGACGGCGAGGUGCUUUUGUUUGUGAGCCGGCGAUUACCGUGAAACGACGACAACGCGGGAGUCAAGUAUGGAGCAUGGAGAAGUUCGAGAACAAAAUAAUCGACAUGCGAGACAUGUAUGAGGAGAGGAAAACGUCAGGCGCCCCACUUCGGGUAGACGAAAGUGAUGAAUCAGAGUCGGAUGAGGGCCCACCACAGAAGGGCGACCCGUUUUACGAGUCGUACGAGAACCACAACCUGAUUGGCGUGGCUAACGUAUUCCUUGACUGCCUGUUCUACGAUGUGAAACUCGACUACCAGGUGCCCAUCAUCAGCCAACAAGGGGAGAUUGCUGGCAAGCUGCAUGUUGAGAUCUCAAAACUUGGUGGUGAGAUUAUGGACCGGUUUGCGGACAUCAACUGUGAGGACAGUGAUGAAGAAGAGGAGGGAUCGUCCCCUCUAGGCACACCCCUUAUCAUCAGGGUGAAGAUUAAAGAAGCUAAGGGUCUUCCAAAGGACCUUUCCAACUUUGUGUUCUGUCAAUACACAUUCUGGGACCAUGAUGAGAUGGUGUCCGUGCCGCCCGACAUUAACCCUGAUACCUCCUGCCAGGGACGGACCACAAAAACUGUCAUGUUUGCCCAUGAGAGGGACUUCAAGGUGCACAUGACAGAAGAGUUUGUGGAGUACGCCCAGGACUGUGCCCUCUCUAUCGAGGUCUGGGGUCACAAGGUGAUCGAGUUCGGUCAACAGAUGUCCCAGUUUGACUCCUUGCUCCGCUCCAACUCCAUCGCUGACAGGUGGAUGGAGGUGUCUAGGAAGGUGGAACUAUUUGUGGAGAUACAUGAGGUGAAUGACCAGGGGGAGUAUGCCCCAGUGGAGGUGAAGGCCCAGCCUGAUGUUCCAUGUGCAGGAGUCUUCCAACUCAGACAGGGCCAUGCCAGGCGUAUUCAAGCUCGUAUCAAGUCCCAGUCCAACUCGGGGACGCUUCCCCUCAUCUGUGAUAGCAUCAGUUCUAUAUCAAUCGGUUGUAUCUGCGCACGGUCAAAACUCCAGAAGGGCCUCGACUCGUACCAGGAGGAGGACUUGAACCUGCUGAGAGAACGCUGGAGUGAGGCGUUGUCUCGGCGACAGAAAUACCUUGACAACCAAAUACAGACGUUGAUGAACAAGCAAGACAAAACUGAGGCAGACUGUGACCGAGAGCGAGCCCUUAUUGAACAGUGGGUUUCCCUGACCGAGGAAAGGAAUGCCGUGUUUGUCCCUGCCGCAGGAAGUGGCAUACCUGGUGCUCCUGCUGACUGGACAGUGCCCCAUGACAUGGAGCAACACCGACCAGUCCUGUAUCUGGACCUCAACUCAGACGACAUGACAACACCAAGUGCAAAGGAGGGCCUUCAAGCGGCCAGCAUCAACUCCAUUCUUCCCAAGGAACAGUCUGCCGGCUACAUUGUACUGCAAAACUUCCGAGCGUACAGUGAGAAUGAUCAUGUGUGUGGUGUUGCAUCCUGGGAUUCAUCCAUGCACGACUCCCAGCAUUUAAACAGAAUCACAGGCAACGAUAGUCGGGUUUACCUCAUAGUAAAGGUUAUACUACGUCUGAGUCACCCCGCAUUCAUGGAGGUCGUGCUCCGGAAGAGGAUUUGUGUGAACAUCAAACAUCGUAACAUGAGCCUUACAGAUAAACUGAAGAAAAAAAUGUGGAUGGUUGGGGAAAGCCUUCAUGCCAGCAGGGUCACAUUUGAUGUGGUGUCUAACAUUCCAAAGGCAUCUGAAGACCUAGAACAUAUGGAGAGUCUUGCCCAGAUGGCUGCGUCCCAGAAUGAAGUGAGCGCUGCUGACGGGGAAACGUACAUCGAGAAGUACAUCAAGGGUGUCUCCGCAGUGGAGAGUAUUCUUACGCUGGAUCGGCUACGACAGGAGGUUGCAGUAAAGGAACUACUGGCCAAGAAGGGGCAGUCACUCCGCAAGACAACAAGCACACCUAAUAUAAAUCAGUUUGUCACAACCCCACCAGGGCUUGGCGAAAGGAUGCGGUUUGAGAGCAUCCAGGAUCUGACCAUGCACGAUAACGCGUUGAAGUCUGCCUCGGGAACGCCAGCUCGACCAAAGUCUUUAGAUCUGAAAAUCCCCUCCUCCCUCAAUGUGACCCCUAAAUCUGCCCUGAAUGCCCUGAGCCCUAUGGACAGGAGAAGCAACAUCAAACCCCUGCAGCCUCUUCAGGAGGAGAGAAAUAGGGAGCAUAAACAGCCCCUUAUGGAUGGGGAGGAAGACGAAGAUUAUUUAAGUCCAGAUAUAACCUCAUCCGACUUCCAUUCCGACAAUGCUAAACAGACUUUAGACUUCUCCGAAACAUCACUUGAUACAAGCUUCUCAAAAAAAGAGUUACUGGAAAACAAACAGGAUCUGAUGAGCUUAAAAGAAGAAUUUGCCAAACUCAAGAAAAAAAUUGUGGAACCGGAACCAUCUAGCUCGACUUCAGAUGACUUUCAGGAUUUUGAAUCAUACGAAAGCCAGCAACAAAGUGCAAACGCAACUCAAAAACAAGUGGAUUUUGAACCGACAAAGCCAACUGCCAUAUCCCACUCAACAACUUGUGACAGCAUAGCUGAAAGUCAAGGUAAAGGUUAUACUGCCAGUAUGACAUCUAGUGGCUAUGGUUCGCAGGCAGUCUCAACCUUGACCUUGUCCUCUGAAGAUUCCCUUAGUCUUCGGAGUAAUGAGGAAAAUGAUAACAGCAAAGCAGCGAGGAAACAGGGCAUUGAACAUACAAGCAGUGGUGAGAGUGACGGCGAUGAGAAUGGUCAAGGUUAUAGGGACACUGAAGGUCAAGGUCAUAGUGUUAAUUCUAGUCUGGAUAGCUCUGAGGAGAAAGAUAUAGCCUUGGAAACAGGUGAGGGAAGGAAGACGGAUGAUGGAAGGGCUAAACUUGGUGAAGACGUGAUUGCAAGUGCUAGCAAUGACACUUUGGAAAAUAUGGAUGAAGAUCAAAAUGUUGAUGAUAGGUUAACUAUUGUUGAUGACGUAGAAAAAAUUUCUUUGAAAUCUGAUCUCACAGAUGAUAGUGGUGAAAAUGGCAAUACUGGUGAAGGUGUAAGUCUUCAUAUAAGUGAGGAAGACCUUUCAGUUCAGCCUAAUCCUAGUAAUAAACAAAUUAGUCAAGAAAAUGUGCAAUGUCAUGAUAAUGUAAAAAUAGAUGUAAAUGAUAGUGAAACUAAUGUUAGAGAAGUGGACAGUGUUGAAGAUGAUGUCAGCAAGAAUGCUACAAUAGCUGAUGCAGAAAUAAAGACAGAUGAAGUUUCUGGAGGUCAAAGUUCUGCCGAAAAUGUAUCAAAGUCUUUCAAAGGUAGUGAUAGUUCUUCAAACACUUCCCGUGGCCCUGUACAUUCUGAUAGCAUAGACCCUUACAGUCUUGAAGCUAUGGAAGAGCUGGAAAGGUUAGGUGAUGAAUUUGGUCCAGAUAACUCUGAAUUUACAAUGAAUGAGACUGGUAACAAUUUAGGAGGUGAAAUGGACAAAAGUGGGCGAGUAGGAGGAACGACUCCAAAACGAACGAAAGGACUGAAUGACAGUUUCAGUAAGUGUGAUCUUGAUAUAAAGCCAGAGCAUCAAAGCACUCCCAAGGCAAGAGGUGGUAGUAGGCGGGACGGGAUCAGGUCGGAGCCAAGGCAGAGGCCUGUGUCGUGUAUUGUGACCUCUGGCAAUGAUCUGCUAGAGUGCUCCCUGCAGGAGAGAAACAAACGAAGCAGUAUGGACUUCUCGGAUGAACAUCUGUCAGAAGAUGGCAUGAGUGUGUGCUCCUUUGGUUCGCGUGCAGACCUCGACCGAUUGUCAGAGGUCCCUGUCCCGUCCUGGGUGAUGGUGGGGGAGAGCGUAAUUGUCACGUCCUCCAAGAGUGCCAGCAAGAUGACGGGCGUGGUGCAGUUUGUUGGCAAUGUGGAGUUUGCAAGUGGACCUUGGGUUGGGGUCGAGCUGGACUUGCCGGAGGGUAAAAAUAACGGGUCAGUAAAUGGCAUUCCAUACUUCAAGAGUCGGCCACGACAUGGACUGUUUGUACGCCACGACAAGUUGAUACUCGACAAAAAAAGGAGGGGGUCUCGGAAAAGUGCGGCAAACUUGAUGGGAAGAAAAAGCGUGGGUGGGGGCCACAGCCCUGCGACCAAACAAGGGGGCUCUGUUAAAAGAAAAUAGCUAUGUCAAUGAAAUGACCUUUUUGGCGCUUCAGUCGUGUGAUUGUCUGUUAGCUACUUUUGAGGAUCGAUCAGUCUUGUGUUUCUGCUUAGUUUCAAUCAGAUCAAAUAUUAUUAUUAUUAUUAUUAUUAUUAUUAUUGUGUUCGUUUUUAAUAUGUACUG
Molecule: messenger RNA, 6622 nt
Organism: Mya arenaria
Lineage: Eukaryota; Metazoa; Mollusca; Bivalvia; Myida; Myidae
Product: kinesin-like protein KIF13B
Exons: 38
Coding region: 134-6460 (2108 amino acids)
Biological process (GO): cytoskeleton-dependent intracellular transport; microtubule-based movement
Cellular component (GO): microtubule; kinesin complex
Molecular function (GO): ATP binding; ATP hydrolysis activity; microtubule binding
Source: RefSeq, a predicted model, not a curated record